Molecule: messenger RNA, 2257 nt
Organism: Ricinus communis (castor bean)
Lineage: Eukaryota; Viridiplantae; Streptophyta; Magnoliopsida; Malpighiales; Euphorbiaceae
Product: WPP domain-interacting protein 1
Exons: 3
Coding region: 247-2058 (603 amino acids)
Source: RefSeq, a predicted model, not a curated record
AACAUCAUGUCAAUUAUUUCACAGCUAUAAAAUUGCAAAUCCAAACAUAGUUUAGGGUUUCCUUUCCUUUCAAAUUUUUGUGAUUUCAGCUUUAUCACCAUCAAUUAUCUAAUCACCCAACAAAGCUUCAUUUUUUUUGUGUUGAGGGAUACAUAUAAAAGAUUGUGGUUGAUUUGAAAAUGAUAGUGCUGGAAUGAUAGUUUGUUGUUCUUGAUCUUGAUCCAAAGAGACCCUUUUGUAAGACUUAUGGAUUUGGAAAGAGAAAGUUCUGCUCAUGAAUCUGUUGAAGAUAAUGAAUUAGCCACCAAUCCAGAUUAUGUUUCAAAUCUUGAUCAUAAUAAGGACCAGGUUAAGGUAAAUGGGUCUUAUUCAAAAGAGAAUGAUGAUGCGGAUACUAGCAGAAUUGUUGAUUCCAAUACUUCUGCUAAUGAUGAACAAGUUAAAGAAGCUAUAGGAAAUGAAGUAGAGAAGGAGUCAUUAUCAGCUAAAUCUCCUUCUGUGGGGUCACCUCCUUUAGCCAAAGGAUAUGGAUUGAGAAAGUGGAGGCGGAUUAAGAGAGACGUUGUUAAGGAUGGUAGUGCGAAUGCAGAUAACAGUAAAGUUUUGAAGCGCGGAUUGUCUAAUUCUGGGAAUCCAAGCAAACCAACAAAUUUUGUGUCCGCUGAGAUCAUACAAAAUAGCGAGGGCUCUGUUGGAUCCACUAAUGUGUUAAGAAAUAUGGGUGUUGUUGAUGGGUUGGUGGGUCCUGGGAUUAAUUUGGAAUCUAGAUUUGCAGUUGGGUCUGCUUUUGCAGCAGGCGAAGAUUCUGAGAAUAGUGAAGAUCGGAGUAGCAAGUCGUCAACAGCAGCCAGUGCUCCAAGAUUGAGGUAUGAUCUUCCUACAGUGUUGGGGUAUGUGAAGGAGAAGAACAGGAUCAAGAAUUUGAGUGGGAAGAAUGCUGGGCCAUCAACUCAACGAGUUCAACAAGGGAAGGCACGGGUUGAAAGCAGUAAGAAGCCUAGAGGAGAAAGGGUCAAAAUUGAGAAAGAAAACUCUCAUUCCAGCAUAGAAUCUGACUCGAGAAGCUCCAACUUUGUCUUUAUGCAGGGUGCUUAUUCUGUGACAAGUAACGGAAAUCAAAGAGAAAGGUCAAUGUAUUAUGAUGGAGAAAACAGUGAUGAUGCUCAUGCUGGGGGGCAACGAUUUAGCGAGGACCAAGAGAAUGCGGGAGAAGAUGAAGAUGCUUUUCAAGAUGAUUUAGUUGCAGAUGCUUCUUGGGAGGGUAAGGAGGAGAAAAGCGAGAGCCAUCACCCCUCAACAGAAAAGGAUCCUUUAGUUGAGUCUAUCCUUACCCUCAAAUCAGUACAGGAAGCCCUCGAAAGUGAGGUUCAAAAAUUGGGGGAAAUUGGCAAGGUUAGCAGCAUUGCAGAAAGUUCCACUUUUGCUGACCGAGGAAUCCAUGAAUCAAGCCCAUCUGAACAACUUGAUUCUGAAAAUAUCAGACAAUCAAAUUCUUUGGAAUCUCAAGUAUUAAGCUUGACACAUAAUGUAAAAUAUUUAGAAAGUAGAUUGGAGGAGGCAGAGGUUAUGCUCAAGGUGAAGGAAUGCAAGGUUGCAGAACUGGAAAAUAGCUUGAUUAGUGGCAAAUCAGCAAAUAACAUAGAGUUGCAGCAGGAGAAAUCUAGAGAGAUUGAAACUGAGCUUGAAGGCAUUUUUAAGCAAAAGAUUGAGGCUGAAGUUGAGUAUUUGACACUAACAAAGACAAUACAGAAGUUGAGAGUUGCUGCAGGCGAUCAAAUGACUCUAUUUGAACAACAAGAAAAUCUGGCUGGUGAACAAGUGCAGAUGCUGGACAAGAUUGGGGAGGCAGAGAGGAAAGCUGCAAUGCUUAUGAAACAAGUGGAGGAGGUGGAAAAAUACCGCGGAGAUAUUUUAGGGACUGAAGAGGUGUUAAGGAUGCAGAGGAGAGUAUGUAAGGUUACUUCAUGCUUUUUCAUGCAGUUGGUUUUGCUUAUCUUGGUCUUUUUGUUGUUAGUGUUACACUUAUCACCCCAAUCUGGGGUUGUUGUACCCACCUAAAUAUUUUAGAAUGGUAGGCCUUUUUUAAUUCUUUUUUGUGUAUUCACUACUUUUUCUAGUCAAAGAUCUGAAGGUUAAAUUUUGAUGUUAGAACUUUUCUUUUUUCUUUUUUGGGUGUCACGGGGAGGUUGGAGUUGUAACCAAGUUUUCAGGUUUUGUCAUGCACAUUCGUAAUCCAUUGUUUUAAUAUUUCCUUUCA